This is a messenger RNA of Cooperia oncophora, 660 nucleotides long. Lineage: Eukaryota; Metazoa; Nematoda; Chromadorea; Rhabditida; Trichostrongylidae. The record is from the annotation of a GenBank genome assembly.
AUGCUGAUGAUUAAUCUCAUCCGCUCCUGUUUUCAGAAGAAUAAAGAAAAGAAAGCAAAGAUCUUCAAAAGAGCCGAGAAAUACGUGGCUGAGUACCGCCAAGCUCAAAGGGAUCAGCUCCGUCUGAAGCGUGAGGCUGAGAAGAACGGCGAUUUCUACGUUCCUGAUGAGCCAAAGCUUGCAUUCGUAGUUCGAAUUCGUGGUAUCAACCAGAUUCAUCCUCGCCCACGCAAGGCUCUUCAAAUCCUUCGCCUGCGACAGAUCAAUAAUGGAGUGUUUGUAAAGUUGAACAAAGCUACACUGCCACUUCUUCGUAUUGUCGAACCAUACGUCGCAUGGGGAUACCCCAAUCUGAAGACUGUACAUGAUUUGAUAUACAAACGUGGAUUUGCCAAGGUUGACAAGCGACGAGUCCCUAUCACUGAUAACAGCAUCAUCGAGGAGGCUCUCGGCAAGCACGACAUUAUCUGUAUGGAGGAUCUGGUUCACGAAAUCUACAACGUUGGGCCUAACUUCAAGGCGGCAUCCAACUUCUUGUGGCCAUUCAAGCUCAACAACCCCACUGGUGGAUGGACGAAAAAGACGAAUCAUUUCGUCGAGGGAGGUGACUUCGGUAACCGUGAAGACCAGAUCAACAAGUUACUGCGGAAAAUGAUCUAA